Molecule: messenger RNA, 2732 nt
Organism: Patiria miniata (bat star)
Lineage: Eukaryota; Metazoa; Echinodermata; Asteroidea; Valvatida; Asterinidae
Exons: 10
Coding region: 193-2565 (790 amino acids)
Source: RefSeq, a predicted model, not a curated record
CUCAAACGCUGCACAAAUGCUGUCAUUGCCUACGUUUUUAUGUGUUAACUCAAAAAUGUUGUGUCUAUGGUCGAUCAGACUCAAGUAUACUGAGGAAUUCAUAAAGAGGAAAUCCUCCGGUGACUGAAAGAAGAUAAAACGUGACUAUUUGGUUUUGCAAAUAAAUGGGGUUUUUUUUCGCCCGACUUAACCAUGAGGAAAUCCACAGGAAUCGGACCCAACAUGUCGAAGCUAACAGUCAUCGCCUUCAGCCAUACUGCACUCUGGAUGAUAUGUUCAGCAGUGUUACUUCCAUCUGAACUACAAGGUCCUCUAGACCAUUCCGUGUUAGUGGAGAUGCGGAGGCACUUCUGUUCAACUUCAGAACCAGGGUACCUCAAUUUCCAACAUUUGAUGUUUUGGGUGUUUUCAGAGACUUCCUGGAUCCCUGCAAACCUAUUUCUUAGUAAAUGCUCGCAGAUAUUCUUCCUUUUUUUCAGACAACUCUGCGACUCUCAAAUGUACUCCGAACGGCACCUUUGCCGGAUUCUUUGUCGGCAAAACGACUGGUAUGAUUGCUUCAACGACACAGGUUCUCAAUUGUGUGGAGCACCAUGUACAAAUCCGUAUUGUCGUUAUGAAGACGCCGUGGUGUGCCAAUAUGGCGAGUGUUCAUGUAUAUACUCCAUACGAGCGAGUCCCUUUUGCGGGUGCAGAAACGAUGACGUAUUGGCAACCUCCGUUCCUGGUCCAGGGUCUCAAUAUACAAUUAGCAACUGCACCAAUGCCAAUUCAACAUUGGUUUUAUCGACACCAUCAACUUCCAUAGAGGAAACCUCAGCCCCAGUGGGCCUAUCCACAUCGAGCGAAUUCAACAUUCCACAAUCAACAUCCUUGCAACCGAGCAAGCAGUCCACGACAGCGACUUCAAAACAUAGGCCUAAUGGCCAAGUCAACGUCGUCGCCAUCGCUUUGGGGGCGGUCUUGGUGAGUCUUGUGGUGAUUUACCUUUGCCGAAGUGGAAAAUUGUCAGGCAUGCUGAAGAAACCGUCAAAGCAAGACGACCAGUCUUCUAGUAUCGAGUUUGGAACGCAGGUUUCUAACAGAGAGAGAUUACCUGAACCACUGGCACUCGGCGGUGUUGAUGAGUACUCGUACGCACAUGAUCACUUGUCAGGGGGACCAACCACACAAGGAACUGGGAUGGACGCUUCAGUAACCCAUGCAUAUGUGAAUGUACAAGAGAGCGCCCUCUGUGCGAAGGGCAGACCUGCAGUUGGCUUAACGGCAGGUGUGGAGUUGUCCAGGUCGCAGAACGAGACCCCCGCGUACGAGGAAGUCAGUGCGGCAGGUACUGAUGUGCAGGACAACGCAGCCUCGAACCCGUACCAACAACUCAACAGAGCAACAAUGGAGAGUACGACUUACCAGGAAUUGAAGGGCAAACCUAAUGAACACGGCCUCAAGCUUAAUGAGAAUAAUACUACAGAUGUUUUCAACUUUGUGGAGCACCAUGUCAAAACCCGCAUUGCCGUUAUAAACUGCACCAAUGCCAAUUCAUCAUUGGUUUUCUCGACACCAUCAACUUCCAUAGAGGAAACUUCAGCCCCCGUGGGCCUAUCCACAUCGAGCGAAUUCAACAUUCAACAGUCAACAUGCUUGCAACCCAGCAAGCAGUCCACGACAGCGACUUCAAAACAGUCCACGACAGCGACUUCAAAACAUAACGACGGUGGCCAGGUCACCGUAGUUGUUCCCAUCGCCAUAGGGGCGGUCUUGUUAAUCCUGGUGAUUCUUGUGGUGAUUUACCUUUGCCGGAGUGGAAAAUUGUCAGCCAUGCUGAAGAAACCGUCGGAGCACAAAGACGAGUCCAGAAAUGCUGAGUUGGGAAGGAAAGCUUCCAACAGAGCCCAGUUACCUGAGCCACUGGUAAUCAAUAACCUGGAGUACUCGUACGCGUAUGAUCACUGGCCGGUGAGACCACCAAACGCCACCACCGUUGACCCUUCGCCAGUCACCCGCGCAGGCGCACUAGUCGACGGACAGGGGAGCGUCCGCUAUGUGACAGGUGGGCCAACUACGGAGGCCGCAGACGUACAUCCUGAUUUUGUUCUUGAGAGACGGGCUGGCUAUGAAGAAGUUGAAAUUGGAAAUGACGAAGGGAGUGGUUCUGCCACCGAAGUUGCUCACUCGUCCCCAGGGCAGUCUUUAACGGAGGGAGAUGAUCAUGCCUAUUUCCAAGUGUUUCCGACCAGGGAGUCGCAAAGGUCACAUAACAAAACCCCUGGGUACGAGGAAGUCAGUGUGACAGGCACUGAUGUACAAGAAAACGCCGCCUCGAGCCCAUACCAACAGCUCAACGGAGCAACGAUGGAGAGUUCAGAGUACCAGGGACUGAAAGGCAAAGCUGACGAUGACCUCACUGGGGAGGAGAAUGCCUCGAGCCAAUACCAACACCUCAACAGAGCUGCAUUGAAGAGGUUCAACGAGGGUGAUAGGCAGAAGGGUAAUGAUGAUUAUGAGCAUUUGAAGGGCCAAUCUGAUUAUGAUGUCCCUAGGCCCGUUGGGUAUAAAACUACAGAGUAAAGUGACUUAAAUAAAGUCAGAAACCGUCAUUAAAACAGCGUACAGUUGUUACUGUAGCAGUCGCUUAAUGUUGUGGUCAAUACCAAAUAGGCCGCUUAUGGUGCACCUCUUGUUGGGGAGUAUGAUAAAAACAGAACCAAAAAAAAACAAAAAAAACAUAUUUUUAA